GAUCGUAUCAAAGCGCACAAACUUGCUUUAUAUGUAAGAGAAAUUGAUAGCGUUGCAUCCUCGAUAAAAGACGAGGAUCUGUUAAAUCACUUUGAUCAAUUUUUUACCAUAACUGAAGUAAGCAAUAAGAAUAGUAGAAAUGAGCUAAUUAAUCGCGCAAGAAUAUAUAGAACAAUAAGUGAAAAACCUAAAAAUGAAAUACAAAGUUUUUUAGCUAAUCAAAAAGAGAGUCUUUCGUAUGAAAUAACGUCACCUAAAAUUGAUAAUUUUUUACCACAG
Molecule: messenger RNA, 279 nt
Organism: Cinara cedri
Lineage: Eukaryota; Metazoa; Arthropoda; Insecta; Hemiptera; Aphididae
Source: the annotation of a GenBank genome assembly